Ooceraea biroi (clonal raider ant) is the source of this 1707-nucleotide messenger RNA. RefSeq names its product deubiquitinase DESI2. Gene Ontology annotation, biological process: protein deubiquitination. Gene Ontology annotation, molecular function: deubiquitinase activity. The record is from RefSeq and is a predicted model, not a curated record. Lineage: Eukaryota; Metazoa; Arthropoda; Insecta; Hymenoptera; Formicidae.
GAUAUUACUAGAACAUUGCGUUGCCAGAUGGCGAGUUUUGAUGAAUGCAUUUCUCUUAUAUUGCCUUGCACUCUAUCUUAGGCACAUAAUUCAAGCAGCAAACCAAGCGAGAAGUGACAUUUACCGAUUUGAGGGAAGAACAAUUCGCUGGGGAGGCGUUUACAAAAUUUUCAACAAUAAUUUGUGGCGUCGGUCUCGCAUCGAAAACACAAAAUACCGGUUCGCUCAACGAGCUCUCGGUGUCGCAAAACGCGAAACAUCGUGCAGCAUUUCGGGGAAUGUAACGGGACGUCGUUCCUAAAUAACAUUUGUUUUUUUAUUCGUGCGUGAUCUGUGCUGUUAAACUAGACAAUUAUUACUAAAGGGUGGUGAUAUCGAGCAUUUCUCGAAGGCUUCUGCAAUAUGCGAAGAAAAUUUUCCUAUUUAGGGUACAAGAAGAAAUAAACCGUUCUGGGUGGAGAUAAUUAAACCAGAAUGACUCAUGAUACAUAACGUCGAGAACAGGCAACAAGCUCGGUACCAAGGAUUGAUGGAACUCGAAUCAAAAUAGGGUUACGCAUAUGAAGAUGCUGAAACAAUAAAAUAAAUAAAAUAUUAUAGCGUUAAAAGGAUGCAUGUGUCUAGCAAUUAAAUACAGAGCAUCAUUCGUAGUAUCGUAAAACCUGCAUUUGAUCUGUACAAAGGUAUAUUAGGAUAUUAAGAAUCAAUUUGAUUCUGUGGAUACUAAAAUUCCCGAAACAAUGUUUUCGUCAGGCCUUAACUGCAACCUCUCCUUCCCCAGCUGUUUGGGUUAUCCACAGGAUAGCGAGGAGUUGAUCCCAAAAAUGGCACGCGAGCCGAUCAUUCUUAAUGUUUACGACAUGUAUUGGAUAAAUGAAUACACCACGCCCAUCGGUCUCGGUGUGUUUCAUUCGGGAGUGGAAAUAUAUGGAACAGAAUACGCGUAUGGUGGACACGCUCAACCGAGAAGUGGCAUUUUCGAGAUCACACCGAGAGUUGCCGAAGAACUGGGUGAACAGUUUAGAUACAGACAAUCCGUUCACAUUGGCUACACAGAUUUCACAGAGGAGGAUGUCUCUAGAAUCGUUACCGAGCUGGGCAAGGAUUUCAGGGGGGAUCGUUACCACUUGAUGAACAAAAACUGUAAUCACUUCAGCAGUCAAUUCACGCUGAUUUUAUGUGGACAGGAGAUACCUGGGUGGGUAAACCGUUUGGCGUACUUCAGUUCGUGCGUGCCGUUCCUCCAGCGCUGUUUGCCGAAGGAGUGGCUGACGCCCGACGCUCUGCAGCACUCUCUAAGUCAGAUCAACCAUCACGAAAGCACACCACCAUCGGAUACCUCGUUGUAACAUUCAGCUAACGUCGUCGAGCCGCACGGUCUAAAAUGCCGUAGAAGUUAUACGUUUUAGGCAAUUAAACGCGGUGGGAGGAAACGUUAAUUAGAACAUUUUACGACUAUAUCGCCAAGAUUCGUGAAAAAAUCUGUGAAACCGAACCGUCAAGAUAAGGUACAAAUUUGAUAUUGUACACUCGAAUGCGACCGCUGACAAUUAGUACCGAAAAAGAGAUUGCCUUUGCUGCAACACGUUGUCUCUCGAGACGGACGAUCCGCAACGUCGCAUGUGUUCUUUGUUGAAUAAUACAGUAAUAAUGAUACAAUAAUGCAAAAUACGAUAGUUGUAUAACAAAUAAAUAAUUACACAUAAA